Molecule: messenger RNA, 1981 nt
Organism: Etheostoma spectabile (orangethroat darter)
Lineage: Eukaryota; Metazoa; Chordata; Actinopteri; Perciformes; Percidae
Product: RILP-like protein 1
Exons: 8
Biological process (GO): cilium assembly
Cellular component (GO): ciliary basal body; cytoplasm
Molecular function (GO): dynein light intermediate chain binding; protein dimerization activity; small GTPase binding
Source: RefSeq, a predicted model, not a curated record
AAUUAGCAAGUUCACACACGCUUUUAGGACUAGCAUGUGUGAGCUAGUAUUUCUACAGCAAACGUGAGUCUACUCAGAGUGUCGGAGGAAAAACCGAUAUGUUAAAUGUCGGAGGUGUAACUAAAGCAGAGGACAGACAUGGAAACCUCCGUUAUGUCAGCGCUGGACAGGCCCGUGGCGGAGCUGACGGUUAUGGAUGUGUACGACAUAGCGGCGGUGCUUGGACAGGAGUUUGAGCGGGUCAUCGACAGGUUUGGGUGCGAGUCUCUGACCGGGGUGGUGCCCAAAGUGGUGCGGGUCCUGGAGCUGCUGGAGGCCCUGGUGAGCAGCGGACCCGCCGGACAAGAGGCCGAGGAGCUGCGGAGGGAGCUGGAUAGGCUGCGGCAGGAGCGGAGCGACAGAUACGAGCAGGAGAGGAAGCACCGAAUGUGUUUGGAGUUGGUGGAGGACGUAUGGCGAGGAGAAGUCCAGGACCUGCUCUCUCAAACUCACCAGCUUCAGGCAGAGAACAAGAGGCUGUUAGCAAGCCUCUCUCUCAGAGAGUCCCCUGUCCCAGAGGAAGACCUGCAGAAACAGGAGGGAAUGUCAGAGAAGGAGAGGCAGGUGGUGAAUAAGCUGAAAGACUUGGUGGAUAAGCAGAGGGAUGAAAUCCGGGCUAAAGCCCAUGAGCUGACACUAAAAAACCAGGAUGUUGAGGCGCUCCAGAUGCAGCAACAUCGGCUAAUAAGAAUCAACCAGGACCUUCGUCACAGGAUAGGAGUGAUGGAGGCUCAGGGAAAGGCACUGAUCCAGCAGAGGGCUGAGCUGGAAGCUGCAGCCCAGGCACGGCAGCAGGAGCUGGGGGCUCUGCAGCUGGAGGUCGCAAGGCUGAGAAAGGAGCUCCGAGGGUGGGAACUGGAGAGAGAAGUCACUGAUAUAGAAAAAAACAGAUCUGGGAUGUCACCACCUACAUCACCACAGAUGACGUCUUCGGCAUCUAACUCCCAACCAAAUUCAGUGUGGGUGGAGUGUGGAGAGGAACCUGGCUUCCUGGCAAACUACUUAAAGAGUCCUUCCCUUCUCCCAGGGUCAUCAAAGAGAGAAAAUAAUGAGGAAGAGGGUGACAAAGAUGAGGACACAACAGCAUGUUUACUGGUGUCCGCUGAGACAGAGCCAGAGGAGAAGACAGACCGCCUGGAGCAGGAUUCAGACCAACCUUGCUUCACCCUGCAGGAGCUGCGGCACGUCCUGCAGGAGAAGAAUGAACUCAAGGCCCAAGUGUUUAUGCUACACGAAGAGCUGGCAUAUUACAAAAGUGAGGAGUUUGGGGAUGACAUCAGCUCCAUGGUUUGUCCUCCGUCUCCUCCACCAUGCUCCAGUUCCACUGAUCUGGCCGAAUCAGGAAUUAGACGCUUGAUCUUCACUGCUAUAAUGCCGAUGGUGGCAGCCGGAUUGAUUUCAGACGACCCCACAUUGAUGCCAAUCAGAAGACUUUUCUUCGUAUGAUCUUGAGUUUGAAUUGCAUUGUUGCUCUUAUUUAUCACCACAAUCCUCUAUGACAGUAAACUGAAUAUCUUUAAGUUGUGAAGAAAACGUGGCAUUUUUCACAAUUUGACAUUUUAUAGACCAACAACUAAUGGAGAAAAUAAUCAGCAGAUCAGUCGACAAUGAAAAUAAUACUCAGUUAAAGCCAUACUUUCACACAUACAGUAACUGUGAUAAAUGAACCACUGUUGUCAUUACUGGUGUCAACUUUUGCAAUAUAUUUUGGUAGCAUUUUAGCUAGUCUUGCAUAGCCAGACCUGUCUUUGCAGUGUUGUGUCAUCGCUGGAGUAUGAUCUGGCUAAACCGCUUAUCAUUCUGGGAUAGGGGUAUAAGAGGAGGAGAAUGCUUUAGAGACGUGGCAAAUGUCAGGCUUUAUCCCAUUGUACAUCUGGUAAGCCAUACUACAUAAUAGGUAACUUGGUAAGAGCUUUAAAUGAACCUAACUAGUGAAAAUAUG